This is a messenger RNA of Funneliformis mosseae, 5910 nucleotides long. Lineage: Eukaryota; Fungi; Glomeromycota; Glomeromycetes; Glomerales; Glomeraceae. The record is from the annotation of a GenBank genome assembly.
AUGGGAUAUUCUUUGAAUUUGUUCGGUGAUAAUGAUAUUAUGGUAAAAGUAUGUUAUCCAACAUCGGAACCACCCAAUUUAGCCCCUUUAAACCUUGAUGAUAAUUUAUCAAAGGUUCGUAAGGAAUUGGAAGUACGUAAAUUCAUCGAUGACAAAUUGUCAUUUUCUCAAAAUAAUGUUGAAAUGUCCAAAGUAGCAAAUUCGGACGAGGGAAUAUUUCUCUUAAAAGAAAUUGUAGUCAAAAAGAAUGACCAAUUUAUUUUAUAUCUAACUCAUUCAAAUUUAUGGGCAUAUUUGAAUGAAAAGCACAAAUUGGAUUAUGGUCGUACCAUAACUAAUGAAGGCAUUAAAACCAGGGAUUUUAAGGUGUUUAUUAUGAAAGGUUGUGAAUUAUCCAACCUUGGUACUAAAGAAUUUCGUUUAGACACAGUUGAAUUUAAUUCAACUGAAACGGAAGAUUGGAUGACGCAAACGAAUUUAUUACUUAAUAUUAAUAGUACAUUGCAAAAUUUUAUCAAGUUGGGAUUAUCGGCUGGUAUAAUGAACAGAAACAGAUCAAAUUCGGCAACGAAAUCAACUUUUCAUUAUAGAAAUUACGGCAAACAUUCCUUAAAGAUUAACAUUAGGAAUCAUUUGAUGCCAACUGAAGAAUUUCUUGAGAGAGUAAAGGAUGCCAUAAAAUCAAAAAAGCCGAAAAAUUUUAUUCGAAUUGUUGAGGAUUUUGGUCAAUUCAUACCAACUGAAGUGAUCUUGGGUGGAAGAAUUUAUUUUAAAGAUUACGGUAAAUCCACAGGAAAUUCUACAGAACAAUCAAAUACUCUUGAUGUAAAUGUAGGAGCUCCAGAUGUUGCGGAUAUUGGAAUAUCAAAAAGUGCCAGUCUUACGAAGGAAAAUUCAACGGAUUAUAGAUCAAAAUGUCUAGAAUUCAUCGGAGGCAAACUUGAAUGCAUUGAAAAUUUUGAUGAAAUAGCUUGGGUUAAGUCAUUGGAUGAUUAUAACAAUUGGGAAUGUGUAGAAUUUCGAAAUCCUAUCAGUAUCUUUAAACUUUUAUCUGAUGAUUUACAGCGAAAAAUAUUUGUUUUGCUCGGAAAAAAAGUGAUUUAUUCGAAAACGGAAACCUGCAAAUAUUCGUUCGACGAAAGUGAUAAACCGGUAAUCGUUACGUUAGGGGAUGCAAAUAUCUCAAAAAUCCUUCUAAAUAAAGAUGCAGAUUGUAACAUCUUUGCAACAGUUGUUGAUAAUGACGAAACAAAUGAUGAAUUUUUUAAUUGUCAAAUCUUUUGGCCGCAAGAUGAUGAACCAAAACUUAUCAUUCAUUGUAUUCAAGAGAAGUUUAGAAAACGUCCAUAUAAUUUGAAAAUCAGUUGGGUGGUUAUUGGCUAUGACAUACAUUUUAAUUCUUUACUUUCAGGUUUUAACCUUCAUUUGAAAGUUCUAAAAAAUGAUUUUAAUACAACAAAUAAUCAACCUAUGAUGAAUAAGAUAUUACCCAUCAAAAGUGUUCCCCCUUGUAUUGGAAUUCCCGUAUUAACCAGUUUAGAUUCUCCAAAUGAUUAUUCCCUUAUUGUUGGUCAUCAUUUUUAUAAGGUUCAAGACAGAUAUGGUCUAUCCGCAUUUGCUUACUGUCAAAAAAACAAACGUUAUGUCAAUUUACCAAGCUUUACUUUUUAUACACUUUUUUCUAAUGCUUAUGAAUUGCUUCCUUUUAAAGUUAGAAAACGUGACAAAAUAUUGCAUAGAAACCCAUUUGCCGAUAUUGAAGAACUUACUUCACAACAUCAAAAUCCAAAAUAUGUUAGUUUGUAUCUACCAAAAAAUAUUCAUUACCACCCAAUGCUCUUGAAUCAAAGAUCUAAGAGAAUUAAAUUAGAACAUGUCAAAUGUAGUUGUGAUAAAACUUGUUCUAUUUGUCAUGAAAAUACUGCAAAAAUCUCAUUACAUGACAAUAUCGAAUGCAUGUUUUUUAAUCCAUAUCUCAGUAAAACCAUACUGUCAAAUGGUUUGGAUAGUGAGUGGUUCGAUGAGGAGGCAUUGCAAGUUCCUGUUAAAAAAUAUUAUGGUAUUGCCCGAAUUAAUAUUAUCGAAGCUAAAGAUCUCAUGCCUACCGACUUUUGGUUUGGUGGUGGUGAUCCUGAUUCUUAUGUAAAAAUUACCAGUGUUUUCAAUGGAGUGGAAUAUGUUAAAACCCGUGUUGUUUAUAAAUCAAUCAAACCAGAAUGGCAACAAGUGAUUUACAUUCCAAUUAAUGAUCUUGAUGAUCAAUUCAAGUUGCAAGUUUAUGAUUAUAGUGCUUUCUUCAAACAUAAACUUUUGGGAUAUUGUGUUCUCGAUCUCAAGGAUAUUAUGCAGGUUCGUAAAAGGACCAUUAAAGGAAAGCAUCUAGAUCUUGAGUACAAUUUGACAUUAAAAGGAUCAAUUAGAGGAAAGCUUCAUUUUACUGCCGAUUUUAUUUCCUUUUCCGAAUUGGAAUCCGAACCUACAACUCCUAUUUCUAAAGAAACCAUCACCCUCAAUCAUUUGUAUCUUUUGAUUACUUAUCAACGUCAAGAUGGUUGUUUUGAAUUAAAUGACAAUGUAGCAAGCUUGUUUAACUUUUCUUCCAAAGAUGAGCUGAUGAAAUCAUUUGCCGCUUAUGUACAGAAUGAAGAUAGAGUAAAAGGACUUCAUGCUGAUGUUUGGAGUUCGGCAGUAAUUACAGCAUUCCUUAAAGCUUUAUUAUGGGAUCAUCGACGAGAGUGGAAUACAGUUUACGCAAAAACUGAAACUUACCUGAGCGAAAAUGUCACCAAUAUUGAAACUGAAGAGCGAUUAUACAGUUUGGCCAAUAAAUUUGUCAUUGAACACUUUAAAAUCUCUGAAUGGGAGAUUGAAGAGCAAAAAAAGAGUCUCGGUGUCAGUGCCUCAUCAAAGAAAUCGAUGAUCACUCGUCGUACUGUUACCAUACGUCACGUACGUCGUUUGCUUAGCUAUCAAAAUGACUCGGGCUGUUUCGAACUUCACGAUCAUUUGUCCGAAUCCCUUGGAUUCAGUUCAGCCGAAGAGGCGAAGAAAAAUUUCGAAACACAUUUUGCUAUUUAUUCAAAAGCUUCAAAACUCGAUGCAAACGUAUAUAGUUCAGCUGUAAUGAUUUGGUACUUGAGAUACGUGUUUGUUGAAUACCGAGGCGAAUGGGUUGACAAAUAUAUAAAAACUGCUAUUUGGGUUAGUGAACAAGUGAAUGAUGAGCAAGUCGAAAAAGAAGUUCUUGAUGCUGCAAGGAGUUUCAUCAUGAAAAGGUUCGAAGUUGACGCGGAGACUUUGCAAGAGGAUGAAACAUUCAAGGAUUCCUUUACGACCCUCAAACAAACAAAAGAAACGAAGAAAACCGAAAAGUUGGCAACCAUAUCAGAAAUUCAAUCAUCGAUCACCGUAGAAACAGCCCAAUGCGUCAUUUCAUCUAAUAACGAAGAAAAGAAAAUCGAGAAAGCUUCAGCGCUUGUAAACCUCCAAUCAAAGACGACCGCUGAUAUCGUCAAAGAUGAUGUUUCAGCUCAAAACACCGACAGUUCUAUCAAAUUAACCAAAGUCGUGUCCGACAUUGACGUUGCCUCGGAAUAUUUAUCGGAAACUGGAUCUCAACAAGUCAAAGAACAGCAAGAAACAGCCAAAGAGGAUUUAAGUCAGCAAAUUAACGAUGAAAAAUUAGAGGAAGAAGCCGAUAAAAUCAAAGAAAAUUCAGAGAAAGCCAAACAGUACCUUAUUGAAGAACUUAAAAAUGAAAAGUUAGUAAGUGAGCUAUUAGUCACUUCGGAUAAGAUUAUCAUUGAACAAAGUGUUUAUAAAGAAAAGAAAGAUGGCGUGUCUACCGUUCAACAAUCUACUUCAACUGAGAAGGUUCACGAAAUUGUAUCGAAUCAAAAAGAUGAUGGUUCUCUACAAUUGACCGAUACGGUUUCUAAGGAGCUCACUAAUAAAGAUACCAAAUUACCGGAAAGCAAGUCAAUCAUUGAAACUGCCGUGACCUUAUCUUUCCUCCGAAAAACAUCAUCCGCGGAUUCAUCACCAGAAGUAAAACAGAAAUUCGAAAAGGCGAAGCAAUAUUUAAGCACUCAAAUAAAAGACGAGAAAGUGGAAAAAGAAUUAUUAGAAAUGACCGAUCAAAUUGUUGUUGACCAUGCAACAAAGAAAGUAGUUAAAGAAAAAGCCCACAAAGUAGUACUCGAAAAGGUGCAAGAAACCGUAACCGUAGAAGAGGAAAUAAGUACCGAAGACAUCACUAAUGAAAAAAAUAAUAAACAGAGCAUUGAAAAGCAAAUAAUUCGACAGCUGAAAUUGAAUCAUGGUUUACUCUUGAAUGAAUAUGGCAUACAACCUAGUCAACAGGCUAUUUUUAAGGAUGAUGGUAAAUUAAGAAUAAGUUCAUAUAACGAGCAACCUAUAGUAUAUACAAAUAUAAAUGAUCCUGAUUCUACCGAACAAAAUAAUUUUAAUAAUGUUUUACAACCAUUUGAUGCAUGUAUUAAUUUUCCGAUUGCUGAAAUUACUUUUAAUGGUAGUUUGUUGGAUUCUUUUGCGAAUAACGACGAAAAUUUAAAUGAAUCAUUUGGUCAAUUUUUUGUAAAGAAUGUUUCAGUUGGUGAUAAAUUAUUUAUCAAGGGAUAUAACACAGCUACACAAACACAAAUUGACCUCUUAAAGUUUUAUUUAUUAUGUGUUUAUAAUUUAGCUAAAUUUCAUAACACAUUUUCUCCACUCAAUAACUUUUCCGCUUUUCAAUUUCUAAGGAUAGAAACAUUGGAUGGAAAAGAACUAGAUACUCCUAAAAAGUUGGCAGAUUGGAUGAAAAAUUUAUAUCAAAAUAACAACUUUGACAUAAUUUCUUAUGAUAAUCUCAUUCCUAUUUCUCAAUUAAAACGCGACGAACUUUCAGAAAUUAACCUUGAAGCUCCAAUAGAAAAGCAGCCUGGAGUUGCUAAUUUUAAGGAGAAAUUAAGUUUUGAGUCGUGGAUUAGAAAUGUUAUUGAUGUUGAUUUAGCAAGAUGGAUUAAAUUUCUUCCUCAAUGUCUAGUGAUUAAUAAUAAGUCAUACAAAUUGGAAACGAGCAAAAAAUUUGCGGCUAAUUUCAUCAAAGUACCCGAUAUAAAAUCAAGCGACAAAUCUUAUUUAGAAUUCAGACCAACGACAAAAGUGGAGGAAGAAUUGAUGAUCAAUAAUAUCUUUUCAAUUAAAGAUUUAAGCCUAUUUCCCUUUGUUGAUAGGGUUAUUGAGUCUGAUGAUUCAAGUUAUGACGAAUAUAAUUUGCUCGUCAAACUUGAAAAGUAUGAAAUCCUUAUAAAUAGGGAUCAUGUUAAACCUUCAAUAGAAUUUGUGCAAGCUAUAAACGAUGCACUUGAAAGUGUGGAACCAUUUGAAGAUUUACAAAUUGUAUUUGAAGAAUAUGGUCAUUUGUUUGCUCAAAAAAUUAUUUUGGGAAGGAUUUUUAAAAGGAAUGUACCAAAUGCUGUUACUUGUAAAAUUGAUUUAACAUCGCCGAUAGUUGAGUCUUUAGAACCAUAUUUAAAUAAGUUAAAUAUUCCAUAUCUUUUAACGCAGCAAGGAAAUAUCAUUGAAAAAAAUGAACUAUUUGAUUUGAUACAACAUUUUGAUUCGAUACAACAUUUAAAUGAUUUGGAAAUCAUUGAAUUAGAUGAAAUCAUUCCUCUUUAUAAAAUUCUUGAUGAACAGCAACAAAGUAAAAUUGAUAUUAUUUUAAAUUCCAUUAACUCUACUCAUAGUAAAAUAAGCAAGUCUUCGUGUAUUAGAACUUUAAAUUUCGAUCCCAUCAUUCGAACAACUACUGCCUUUACAGGAAAGAAAAGAACGACUAAUAUUGUAAUUAACAUAACUUUUCUUGAUAUAGCGGAAUGUUCGUCGUCAAAAAAAUUCCAAAUU